GAAGACAUUUCUUUGAGGUGGACGACGACCAAUGGGUAAAUCAACGGUGAAGAUCCCCUCUCAGACUUUAGAACUUGCUAAUACAUUCUAGAUCCUUCUGGGCUCAACUCCUCUCUUCUUUUCUAUAAAAUCAUUGUCUCUCGCCUUCUCGCUUGCUUCUGUGGUUCUUCUUUUCGCUCCUUUACGUAACAAUUCGUACAAUUCGCGAUCGCAAGAAGAGAAAAUGUUUGGGAGGGCACCGAAGAAGAGCGACAACACCAAGUACUAUGAGAUUCUGGGAGUGUCAAAGAGCGCCUCGCAGGAUGAUUUAAAGAAGGCUUAUCGGAAAGCUGCCAUCAAGAACCAUCCGGACAAGGGCGGCGACCCGGAAAAGUUUAAAGAGUUGGCCCAAGCUUAUGAAGUUCUAAGCGACCCAGACAAGCGUGAGAUCUAUGAUCAGUAUGGCGAGGAUGCUCUCAAGGAAGGAAUGGGUGGUGGAGGUGGUGGGCAUGAUCCGUUCGACAUAUUCCAGUCCUUCUUUGGUGGCAACCCUUUUGGUGGUGCUGGAAGCAGCAGAGGCCGGAGGCAGAGGAGGGGAGAGGAUGUGGUCCAUCCCCUCAAGGUUUCUUUGGAGGACCUCUACAACGGGACAUCCAAGAAGCUGUCCCUCUCUCGCAAUGCAAUCUGCUCCAAGUGCAAGGGUAAAGGCUCCAAGUCAGGUGCUUCAAUUAAAUGUUCUGGUUGUCAAGGUUCUGGAAUCAAAGUCUCCAUUAGGCACCUUGGUCCUUCUAUGAUCCAGCAAAUGCAGCAUGCUUGCAAUGAGUGUAAGGGUACAGGUGAAACCAUCAAUGACAAGGACCGCUGCCAGCAGUGCAAGGGAGAGAAGGUUGUCCAGGAGAAGAAAGUUUUGGAAGUUAUUGUAGAGAAGGGUAUGCAAAAUGGGCAGAAGAUUACAUUCCCUGGAGAAGCUGAUGAAGCGCCCGAUACUGUUACUGGGGACAUUGUAUUUGUUCUGCAACAGAAAGAACACCCCAAGUUUAAGCGGAAGGGCGAUGACUUGUUUGUUGAGCACACCUUGUACCUUACAGAAGCACUCUGUGGCUUCCAAUUCAUAUUGACCCAUCUGGAUGGUAGGCAGCUCCUCAUAAAAUCUGAACCUGGAGAAGUAAUCAAGCCUGACCAAUACAAGGGUAUAAAUGAUGAGGGAAUGCCGAUGUACCAGAGGUCGUUCAUGAAAGGGAAAUUGUACAUUCACUUUGCAGUGGAAUUCCCAGACAGCCUCAGCCCAGAGCAGUGCAAGGCACUGGAGGCCGUGCUGCCUCCAAGGAGUUCGGUGCAGCUGACAGACAUGGAGCUGGAUGAAUGCGAAGAGACUACAUUGCAUGAUGUGAACAUAGAGGAAGAAAUGCGACGCAAGCAAGCACAGGCCCAAGAGGCAUACGACGAGGAUGAGGACAUGCCUGGUGGUGGUGCUCAGAGGGUCCAGUGUGCUCAGCAAUGAGGAAUGAAUUAUGCUGACCCAAAAAAAAAAUAGGAAGGAAUGAUCUGGAGAAACAGAAUUGUACUGAAAAAAGAAAUCAUCAUUGGAUUCUGUUACAGGGAGUGGUAGUAGUAGUAGGUUAGAUUUUGGAUUGUUUUGGGUUGCUCUGCUAUUUUUGCAAACAUAUAUACCGUGUGGGAGAUCUAGUAUUUGAAUUCUAGUGUAAGUGGAAAACCAUGCUUGUUGGUUGGGGGUUGGUGUAUAUCUAUGUCAUCUGGAUGGCAAUUUAUGGGAGGAUCUAUAAGAAAUCAUUUUAGACUCUUUUAAGCUCUAAA
This is a messenger RNA of Juglans regia (Persian walnut), 1794 nucleotides long. RefSeq names its product dnaJ protein homolog. The coding region runs from base 224 to 1480 and encodes 418 amino acids. The transcript is spliced from 7 exons. NCBI's taxonomy places the organism in Eukaryota, Viridiplantae, Streptophyta, Magnoliopsida, Fagales, Juglandaceae. Gene Ontology annotation, molecular function: ATP binding; Hsp70 protein binding. The record is from RefSeq and is a predicted model, not a curated record. Gene Ontology annotation, biological process: response to heat; protein refolding. Gene Ontology annotation, cellular component: cytosol; cytoplasm.